UAACACUAUCCUGAUUUACUGAUGAAAAUUUAGGACGCCAGGAUUUUGGGAAGUCCCCGAUUACAGACAUGAGAGACGAAUGUGCACCACCUACAGGCAGAACGUGUUAUUUUCCCAGUAUGUAUACCUGUAUAUCUGUUUGUGACAUGCGGAUAUUUUGCUUUUUCUCUUCUCUCCUGUUCAUGUAGCAUUUUCACUUAACUCCAUCUUAUUAGAAUGCCUUUCUUUUUUAGGUGUUCAACGUCCCAACUUUUAUUUUGAAGGAAAGGGAACACGACAAGAGUUUCCAUAAUAUCCGUUUUACCCGGAAGUUUUAACUGCGUUCUCCAGUUCUGUAUGAAAGGUCUGAAAGUUGUAUUUUGUUCAUUGUUUAGGCGAUUUUAAGCCAUGAAAAUGGCGUGGGAAAGCAAAGGUUCCACUCUUCCCCCGGCCUCCUUACAUCUCCUGGUUCCUCCAGUGAGACUCAUGUCUGCUUUCGUAUGGCAAAUAAUGCAGCAGCACAGUGUGAUGCAGUAUGACAAGCUGGUGGAUUUCAUCGGUUUGGUGACAGAGAUUGUCCCAGAGCUCCUGAGUCCCAGUCAGAGAGCUCAGCUCAUCCUGGGCCUGAGAGCGAGGCUGGUUCUGGAGCUGUGUCGUGGUGAUGGUGUCGCCAACUUGCAGACCAUCCAGAGCCACCUGGAUAAAAUCCAUGCCUGUAGUGCUGAACUGAGCUCCACUGGUCCAGAUGGUAGGCUUUUAAUUCAGAGAAAAACAUGGACAACAUGGCACACAUACAUUUAGAAACCCAGGGCUUUCUGAUACUGCUAAAUAAGUAAUGGAAAUGGUAGGAAAUGAAUAUAUGUAAUAUCAUCACUGUAAUAACCAAUUUAAGUUUUUAUGAAUACAAGCUUUGUAUAAAUGCAGCAUUAGGAUGAUUAAAUUAAAUUAAAAUCCAAAGUGGUUGAAACCUCCCUCAAUUUUUUGUUGUCCACUUCUUGAUAGGCCAGUGGUGAUAUCCUGAAGACCUCAUACACCAACUUUGCCAGCCUGGUUCAGAACCUUUUGAAUGUUCCUUUUGAAAAAGACUUCUUCUUCCAAGAGGUUUUUCCAGUAAAUUACGGCUCUGCCUACGAUCAAAGACUGCAGCAGCUGGUGUCUGAGUUCCUGUCCAGGCUGGAGCAGUUGCUGCCCAUACCUGACCUGCAACAGACAGCAGCAGGGCUCACUGACACAGCAUUGGUGUCAGAAGAACUGGGACAGCAUCUGUCUGAACCCUGUACCCUGAAGAAUCUGCUGCUUCAUCACAGACAGCUUGGUACUCUCAGCACAGCUCCACCAAGCAGUGAGGAAGAUAUCCUUCUGCCCACACUGGCCCUCCCUUGUCAGUCUGGAGUGGGGAGGUUCACUGAGACAUACGGCGAAGACAAUGAUGAUUAUGACAGUGGGGAAGAGAUGCUGGCAUUGGAGGAUUUAGAAGAGGAAGACUCGAGUCACAGUUCAGAUGUUGCUGCAGAUGAGUGGUUGCCAAAAAAGGAAUCAGGUCGUCUGUCAUGUUUAUACAUCUGCCCUCAGUGUUCAUUUGCUCAUCGCCUAAAGAGGAAGGUCCAGGAGCACAUCCAGAGUGAGCACCAUACAACAGUUCCCAUUCAGAAAAAGUUAUCUGUGAAAAAAGCCAGUGCAAAGACUCGGCAGAAAAGUAACGGCUUGAACAAUGAAAAAAAGCAAGUAGAAGGUGACUCGGAGAAAAGGAGGAAACGCAAACAAAAAGAAGGUGGAGGUAGGUGGAAGCAGGAACGAAAGCAAAAGAAAGACAACUUGGAAAACAAGGAACGACGGAGACGGAAAGAGCCCACGGGGGAAGACAAAAGGUUUCUGAGCACGCGAGCGGUAAACAAAAAUUUCACAGAGGAAGAAACUAAAUGCCUUAAGUGUGAGAAGAUAUUUGAACAUCCAAAUCAACUGAUGACCCACAUGAAGCUCCACAGCUUCCGGUACCACUGCAGCCAAUGUGAGAAGGGAUUCACCAGCCCAUCGGGAUAUUAUCAGCACCAGAGACUCCACAAGAGGGGACGAAUAUUUGUCUGCAGCCAGUGCAGCAAGGGAUUCUUGUGUAAUUAUUCGCUCAAGCAGCAUGAGCGCCUGCAUGAAGGCCCCUCCAAUCUGUGCACCAUCUGUGGGAAAAGCUUCAGCAAAACAGGCAUUUCAAGACACAUGCAGAUGCACAGAGGGGAGAAGAAUUUCCUUUGCACCACAUGUGGGAAGUCAUUUUUGUCCUCAGGGGAGCUGCUCUUGCAUACUCGGUCUCACACGGGCGAGACGCCGUACACCUGCAUGCACUGUGGGAAGGGUUUCUCCACCAAGAGCCACCUAAAUGUCCACACGCGCUCUCAUACAGGGGAACGUCCGUACCUGUGCACAGAGUGCCCCAAGCGUUUCCUCACGCUGAACUGCCUGAAGAGACACACACUCAGCCACAACGGGGUGAAACCAUUUAAGUGUCCAAACUGUGAGAGAGAAUUCUCCCAGCAGGGAAAUCUGAAAAGACAUUUGGCAACUCAUAAACCUGACAUGUAAUGUAUAGUUUUAUUUGUCAGAAAUUUAGAAUGUGGUCAUGUAUAAUACCUCUUUUUUUAAAACCUGUACAAAACUGUAAUGGUGAAGCCUCUUUACGUCAAACAUCGUUUGAAUACCUCUA
Messenger RNA from Lates calcarifer (barramundi perch), 2674 nucleotides. Its product is annotated as zinc finger protein 649. The transcript is spliced from 7 exons. Gene Ontology annotation, molecular function: DNA-binding transcription factor activity; RNA polymerase II cis-regulatory region sequence-specific DNA binding. Lineage: Eukaryota; Metazoa; Chordata; Actinopteri; Centropomidae. The coding region runs from base 1432 to 2553 and encodes 373 amino acids. Gene Ontology annotation, biological process: regulation of transcription by RNA polymerase II. The record is from RefSeq and is a predicted model, not a curated record.